Nerophis lumbriciformis (worm pipefish) is the source of this 798-nucleotide messenger RNA. RefSeq names its product empty spiracles homeobox 1 (gene emx1). The record is from RefSeq and is a predicted model, not a curated record. Gene Ontology annotation, molecular function: RNA polymerase II cis-regulatory region sequence-specific DNA binding; DNA-binding transcription factor activity, RNA polymerase II-specific. NCBI's taxonomy places the organism in Eukaryota, Metazoa, Chordata, Actinopteri, Syngnathiformes, Syngnathidae. Gene Ontology annotation, biological process: central nervous system development; neuron differentiation; regulation of transcription by RNA polymerase II. Gene Ontology annotation, cellular component: nucleus.
AGGGUCUCUCGCAGCUCCGCUGACUUUUGAAGGAAGACCCGGAGAAGAAGACCACCCGGCUCUUCUCGCCAUGCGUCUUUAGGAGAGGACUUCGCCGGGUCCAGACGAUGUUCGCGCCUGCGGGGAAGCGCUGCUUCACCAUCGAGUCCCUGGUGGCCAAGGAGAACCCGCUGGCGGAGGAGCCCCUCCGGCCCACGGCCCUCGCCUACUCCAGCCCGGCCACGGACGCCCUGAUGGGCGGCUACCAGGCUCCGCCGGCGCGCUCGCUCUACCAGAGCCCGGAGCUGGUGUUCCCGGACUCGGUCAGCCACCCGUCGCUGGCCGUGGGGCCCCACCAGCACCUCCAGCACCACCACCCGCACUUCUUCGGCUCCCAGCACCGGGACGCGCUCAAUUUCUACCCCUGGGUCCUCAGGAACCGCUUUUUCGGGCACAGGUUUCAGGGUCACGAGGUGUCCCAGGACAGUCUCCUCCUGCACGGCCCGUUCGCCAGGAAGCCCAAGCGGAUCCGGACCGCCUUCUCCCCGGCCCAGCUGCUGCGCCUGGAGCGGGCCUUCGAGAAGAACCACUACGUGGUCGGCGCCGAGAGGAAGCAGCUGGCGGGAAGCUUGAGCCUGUCCGAGACGCAGGUGAAGGUGUGGUUCCAGAACCGGCGGACCAAGUACAAGCGCCAGAAGCUGGAGGAGGAAGGUCCUGACAGCCAGCAGAAGAAGAAGGGCAACCAUCACAUCAACAGAUGGCGCAUGGCCACCAAGCAGAGCCACUCGGAGGACAUUGACGUCACCUCGGAGGACUGAG